GAGAGAAGCUUUGCUAGGCGCGAGCACCACGCGCUCGCUCGGCCCCUUUCGGGGCGCGCACUCGCCUCGCCGGUUGUUGACCCGACACGCACGCACUCUGUCGCGCGCGCGCGCAAGAAGGGUGGGUGAGGAGGAGGAGGAGGAGGUGAGUGGCGUUUGCGACGAGCUCCUGGUAGAACGGCUGAGCGGUCACGCGCACGGAACGGUGUGUGUCUCGCUGGCUGUAAGAAAAGGCGGGGAGGGAGGCAAGGAAAGGAGACAACCGGGGCGGGGAGGCAGGCGGCCGCGGCGUUCUGUGAGGCGAAGGAGAGACGCUGCCGAGCAGGAAGCGCUGCCACCGAGCCAAGAGCCAGUCAGUGCCUGCCCAAGAGCAAGAGGGCAGAGUCUACGUUGGUGAAAGAGAAAGGUUUUCUACGGCGAGGGGCGGCACCAGCGGACUGACCCCUUUCAACCUCCCCAGUCCCGCGUUUUACAACCCACCAGGAACUCCGCGUAGAAGCCGCGCGGCCCUCCCGGCGUGUGGGUGGCUUCGAGAGCCCUGGAGGGUUACUGAGGAGGAUGUCGGGCGGCAGUGGCGGCAGCCGGGAAGAGGAGCGGCGCAAGCUGGCCGACAUUAUCAACCAUUGGAACGCGAACCGGCUGGACCUGUUCGAGAUCAGCCCCCCCACUGAGGAUUUGGAAUUCCAUGGAGUUAUGAGAUUUUAUUUUCAAGACAAAGCAGCUGGAAAUUUUGCAACUAAAUGUAUCCGUGUGUCUAGCACUGCCACAACACAGGAUGUAAUAGAAACACUUGCAGAGAAAUUCCGUCCAGAUAUGCGAAUGCUAUCAUCACCUAAAUACUCGCUUUAUGAAGUGCAUGUCAGUGGAGAAAGAAGAUUGGAUAUCGAUGAGAAACCUCUUGUUGUGCAGUUAAAUUGGAACAAAGAUGAUAGAGAAGGACGGUUCGUACUCAAGAAUGAAAAUGACGCACUUCCCCCAAAGAAGACUCAAAGCAAUGGCCCUGAGAAACAAGAGAAGGAAGGAGUGAUCCAGAACUUCAAACGAACUCUAUCAAAGAAAGAAAAGAAGGAAAAAAAGAGGCGAGAGAAAGAGGCACUGCGGCAAGCUUUGGAUGAUAGACCAUUUCACGGGGAUGAUAUUGAGAAUUCUCGUCUUGCAGCAGAGGUCUACAAAGAUAUGCCAGAAACCAGUUUCACUCGCACAAUAUCCAAUCCAGAGGUAGUAAUGAAACGACGGAGACAGCAAAAGCUAGAGAAGAGGAUGCAAGAGUUCCGGAGCUCUGAUGGCAGGCCAGAUUCAGGUGGAACACUGCGGAUUUAUGCAGACAGUUUGAAACCAAAUAUACCAUACAAGACAAUCCUGCUGUCCACUACAGAUACUGCAGAUUUUGCAGUUAUUGAAGCUCUGGAGAAGUAUGGUUUGGAAAAGGAAAAUCCCAAGGAUUACUGUAUUGCUCGUGUCAUGCUUCCUCCUGGUGCUCAGCAUUCUGAUGAUAAAGGUGCUAAAGAAUCUAUUCUGGAUGAUGAUGAAUGCCCACUUCAGAUAUUCAGGGAGUGGCCAAGUGACAAAGGCAUAUUAGUCUUUCAGUUGAAAAGGCGGCCACCUGAUUAUGUCCCAAAGAAGUCAAAGAAACAAAUUGAUGCAAAGCCAUUUAAAGGAAAGGAAAGAGUCGACGGGUCUGGUUAUGGCUCUUCCCUUCCUCCAGAGAAACUACCUUAUCUGGUUGAACUAAGUCCAGGGAGAAGGAAUCACUUUGCCUACUACAGCUAUCACACUUAUGAAGAUGGUUCUGAUUCCAGAGAUAAACCAAAGCUCUAUCGUUUGCAGUUAAGUGUGACUGAAGUUGGUACCGAAAAAUUUGAUGAUAAUUCCAUUCAGUUGUUUGGUCCAGGAAUUCAGCCUCAUCAUUGUGACCUUACUAAUAUGGAUGGAGUUGUUACUGUUACUCCAAGAAGCAUGGAUGCGGAGACAUAUGUGGAAGGUCAGCGGAUUUCGGAGACCACUAUGCUGCAAAGUGGUAUGAAGGUUCAAUUUGGAGCCUCUCAUGUAUUUAAGUUUGUGGACCCCAUUCAGGAUCACAUUCCUAAAGGACGCCUAGACACACAACAUAUGGUCAAAGGAUCACGACACAAAGCUGGAUCUGUACAAGAAACAACAUUUGAUUUGGAGGGAGACAUCCAUAGUGGAACAGGAUUACCUGCAAGCAAGAGCACCAACAGAUUGGAUAGUGACAGAAUAUCAACAUCCAGCACAGCUGAACGAGGCAUGGUGAAGCCAAUGAUAAGAAUAGAACAGCAACAGGAGUACCGGAGGCAGGAUGGCAGACCACAGGAUGCACAUGGGCCUGAAUUGAUAUUACCUGCAAGCGUUGAAUUCAGGGAAAGUUCUGAAGAUGCCUUUUUGUCUGCCAUUAUAAAUUACACCAAUAGUUCAACAGUUCAUUUUAAGCUGUCUCCUACUUAUGUGUUGUACAUGACAUGCCGGUAUGUAUUGUCAAGCCAGUACAGACCUGACAUCAGUCCUGCUGAACGUACUCACAAAGUCAUUGCAAUAGUGAACAAAAUGGUGAGCAUGAUGGAAGGAGUUAUACAGGAGGUAGACCAGGUUGAUCAGAAACAGAAGAAUAUUGCAGGGGCACUUGCUUUCUGGAUGGCAAAUGCAUCUGAGCUGCUAAACUUCAUAAAGCAGGACAGAGACCUUAGCCGAAUUACACUAGAUGCACAAGAUGUUUUGGCACACUUAGUUCAAAUGGCAUUCAAAUAUUUGGUUCAUUGUCUUCAGUCAGAGCUUAAUAACUACAUGCCUGCAUUUCUUGAUGAUCCAGAAGAAAAUAAUCCUCAAAGACCUAAAAUAGAUGAUGUCUUGCAUACACUAACUGGAGCCAUGUCCCUGCUGCGACGCUGUAGAGUGAAUGCUGCACUAACUAUCCAGCUCUUCUCCCAGCUCUUUCACUUUAUCAACAUGUGGCUUUUUAACAGACUGGUUACUGAUCCAGAUUCAGGAUUAUGUUCACAUUACUGGGGAGCCAUCAUCCGCCAGCAGCUGGGACAUAUUGAAGCUUGGGCUGAAAAACAGGGCUUGGAGCUAGCUGCUGAUUGUCACCUUAGCAGGAUAGUACAAGCAACUACUUUACUUACUAUGGAUAAGUAUUCACCUGAAGACAUUCCAAGUAUUAACAGUACCUGCUUUAAACUCAAUUCUCUUCAACUGCAUGCAUUGCUACAGAAUUAUCACUGUGCUCCAGAUGAGCCAUUUAUCCCAACAGAGUUAAUAGAAAACGUUGUUGCUGUUGCUGAAAAUACAGCUGAUGAACUGGCUCGUAGUGAUGGCAGGGAAGUACAGUUAGAAGAGGAUCCUGAUCUACAGCUACCUUUUCUUCUGCCAGAAGAUGGCUAUUCAUGUGAUGUGGUCAGAAACAUCCCAAAUGGAUUACAAGAAUUUUUAGAUCCACUUUGCCAAAGAGGAUUUUGCAGGUUAACACCUCAUUCACGCUCACCAGGAACAUGGACGAUUUAUUUUGAAGGUGCAGAUUAUGAAAGCCAUCUAUUACAAGACAAUGCUGACCUGGCUCAACCAUUGAGAAAGGAGCCUGAAAUAAUCACUGUGACACUGAAAAAACAAAAUGGGAUGGGCCUGAGCAUUGUGGCUGCAAAGGGUGCUGGUCAAGAUAAACUUGGAAUCUAUGUGAAGUCUGUAGUAAAAGGUGGUGCUGCAGAUGUGGAUGGGCGGCUGGCUGCUGGGGAUCAGUUGCUUAGUGUGGAUGGACGCAGUUUGGUUGGACUGUCCCAAGAAAGGGCAGCAGAGCUGAUGACAAGAACUGGAUCGGUGGUGACACUAGAAGUGGCAAAACAAGGAGCAAUUUAUCAUGGUCUAGCAACUCUGCUUAACCAGCCAUCACCAAUGAUGCAAAGAGUUUCAGACCGCCGUGGUUCAGGCAAACCCCGACCAAAGAGUGAAGGAUUUGAACUGUAUAACAAUUCUGCUCAGAAUGGAUCACCUGAGAGCCCUCAGCUACCUUGGACAGAAUAUAAUGAACCAAAGAAGUUGCCAGGAGAUGACAGACUAAUGAAGAAUCGAGCAGAUCACCGAUCCAGUCCCAAUGUAGCAAAUCAAUCUCCAAGUCCUGGGACCAAGAAUGCAUAUGCGGCUGGGACAGCUAAUAAGAUAACAUCAGUCUCUACUGGAAAUCUUUGUACAGAGGAACAAAUGCUGCCACCCAGACCUGAAGCAUAUCCUAUCCCAACACAAACUUACACCAGGGAAUAUUUCACAUUCCCAGCCUCCAAGUCCCAAGACAGAAUGGGUCCUGCACAAAGUCAAUGGUCAAGUUAUGAAGAGAAACCGCAAGUUCAAACAGAAAGUAAUCAUUAUAUCAGCACUGCAAUGCAGCGUGUAACUCGUUCUCAAGAAGAACUGCGGGAUGAUAAAGGUUAUCAGCCAGAAAGGAAUCGAUUAGAGGUUAUUAUACGAAAAGAUGUGGAAUACAUUGAUAGGAAAUCUGAUAGUGACCCAUGGAUGAACUCUUCUGUGGAUUCUAGUACAUCAAGCCAGGAGCAUUUGAACCAUUCCUCUAAAUCUCUCCCCCCUGGAUCUUGUUUAACCAAAAGUGGACCUGGCCGUUGGAAAACUCCUGUUGCCUCUCAACCAAUAUCAUUGGCAGCUUCUCAGUCUACUAGAACAGACCUUCCUCCUCCUCCCCCUCCUCCUCCAGUGCACUAUGCAGCUGACUUUGAUGGACUGCAGAUGGAUUUGCCUCUGCCACCACCUCCACCUUCUUCAAGCCAAUUAGGGCCACAGUCAUCAUCCCAAGUUGCUGCUGCAGAGCGAAAAAAGAGAGAGGAGCAUCAGAGAUGGUAUGAGAAAGAAAAGGCACGUUUAGAGGAAGAACGUGAGAGGAAACGUCGGGAACAGGAACGAAAACUUGGACAAGUGCGAGCACAGCCAUUAAUUUCUGCUCAAUCCUUACUUCCUCCAGUGACAGUUCAGCAAGUAAAACCAGAAAAGCCUUCAACACUGCAGAGGUCCCAGGAAACUGUCAUUAGAGAACUACAGCCUCAACAGCAGCCCCGAACAAUUGAGCGAAGAGAUCUGCAGUACAUCACUAUAAGCAAAGAAGAGUUGUCCUCUAGUGAUAGCCUGUCUCCUGACCCUUGGAAAAGAGAUGCUAAGGAGAAACUGGAGAAACAGCAGCAGAUGCACAUUGUGGACAUGCUUAGCAAAGAGAUUCAAGAACUUCAAAACAAGCCAGAUCGUACUGCUGAAGAGAAUGACCGUCUGCGAAAGCUCAUGCUAGAGUGGCAGUUCCAGAAACGACUCCAGGAAUCAAAACAAAAAGAUGAGGAUGAAGAUGAUGAAGAAGAUGAUGAUAUAGACACUAUGUUGAUUAUGCAGCGUCUGGAAGCUGAGAGAAGAGCAAGGCUACAGGAUGAAGAGCGCAGACGGCAGCAGCAGUUGGAAGAGAUGCGAAAACGGGAAGCAGAAGACAGAGCCCGGCAAGAAGAAGAGCGCAGGCGCCAAGAGGAGGAGCGGACAAAGCGAGAGGCAGAACAAAAGAGGCGACAAGAGGAAGAAUAUUACAAUCGCCUGGAGGCUGAAAGGCGGCGUCAGCAUGAUGAAGCAGAACGGAGAUUGCUGGAACCCGAUGAGCCUGGUCUGUACAGACCUCCGCUUCCACGGGAAUAUGAAUUCCCACCCCUGCCCCCUUCAUCUAAUGCUCCUCCUCCCCCACCUCAGCGAAACACUUCUUACCUCAAAACACAGGUCCUCUCCCCUGAUACGAUUUAUACUGCCAAGUUUGUUGCAUACAAUGAUGAUGAGGAGGAGGAUUCCUGUCUAGCAGCAGGAUCAAACUCGUACACUGGAUCUACUGGAGCAAUUGCAGGAUCACAGGAAUCUUGUCUGGACCCAAGAGAUAAAAAAUCAAAAAGUCAAGAUACAGAUUUACCUGGCGCACCAGAAAACUUGACUUUCCGGGAGCGGCAGAGGCUAUUUUCCCAAGGCCAAGAUGUGUCCAACAAAGUAAAGGCUUCUAGGAAAUUAAUGGAACUGGAAAAUGAAUUGAAUACAAAAUAGGGUAAAAUGCACCUUAUCAGAAGUAUCUGAAUAAUCUUGGAGUGACUGGGAAAGGAGCUGUUCAAGAAGAGGAAAGCGUCUCCUGACUAAAUGGGAUGGAAUUCUUCAUCUGGACUGUUUGAAAUUUAGACCUGUUGCAAUAGCAAGAACAUGAAUUCUUUAUCAAGAGCUUGUGGUUUAUACAAUUAAAGCACUGUAAGAUAUAUUUUACUUAUAAAAAUCAAGUAUCAUUAUGUUCUCCCCAUCCUUUCCCUUGUUUGGGGGGAUUAAAUACUUCUGCAAUAGUUCAGGGUAACACUUGUUGAAGAAUAGUUGCUGCCUGGUUUCUUACAGAAACACUUCACUAGCUGCUGAGCAGAGAGAGUGGCUAUAGCUUGAACUGCCUAAACUAUAAUCUGUGCCAGGACUUGUGUAUGCGUAGAUAGUUUGAUACUAAUUCUAUGGGGGUUAUACAUAUUAUAAGCAUAUCAGUGAAAACUAGGGCUGGAAUCAGUGGUUUUCUUGGAUAAACUCUUGCAUAAAACAACUUGAAUACCUUGCAUAUAAAAAGGCUGCAUAAGAGUUUUUAAUCCUCAUAUACAGAAUGGUCCUCCUUUUGGAUAGCCCUUUGAAUAUAAAAUACUUGAUCUAGUUUACUGACAGUCAACUAAUGUGACAAGAGUCACACCUUUGGGUUUUUCAUUUGUUUCUCUUUCAUUCCAACCCUGAACUACUAACUCUUUUUGUUACAUUGGAGAAUUUUAAACCUCUUUGGUAAUAGCUGAAGUCAAGACUGGAAAAAUUGGUGGACUUAUGGUUGUGGUGUUUAUGGGCUACAAAGUUUUAGUACUAUAUAGAAGUUUCAGAAAUAAGCAAUAGGGAUUAAGUUGCUUUUAGUAGCAUACUGUAGCCAAGACAAAAACCAAAGUUAAAUAGUCACAAAAGCAAGGACUAAAAAAAGUCAAUUACCAUUAGCCAGAAUUUUAAACACUACUUCAAGGGGGUUAAAUGGCAUAAAAAUGCUAUGACUGCAAUGAGAAAUGAUAAAAACAAUGUCUUGCCAAUAAGAAUUUCACUGAGGUAGCGUGACAGUAGCAGCACAUCACUAGUCAUUCAUGUUGAGAAAAAUGAUAAUCGAGCUGCCUCUCUGGUUUACUGGUGUUCUCUUCCUUUAUACUGUAGAAAAUAUUGGCAGUUCAAGCUAUUUUUCACACUAUAUUGCAGCAUUAUUUAAUUUUAAAUGGUUGGAAUCUUUUUCUCCCACUGUUCCUUCAGCUAUGCAUAUAUGGCUGAUGAUGUUGAGAAUAAGGACCUCAUCAGAGUUUGUUUCUCAUUGUGUGAUGUUUAAAAUGAAUAUAUUAUAUUGUGAUUCUAAGCAAAUUUUCUAUUUGAUAAAGCCCUUAAUUGGGCUUUAGUUUAAUUUUCUGUAUAAUAUGUUCUCUUAUAAAUAUAUAUUUAGGGACUUAUGCACACUUCCAAAUGCAGAUGGUAGACUUUCACUGCCUUAGAAAUCACUUUUAAUAAGAGUUGUAUGAUAAAUAAAUGCAAGUUAAUGAUAUUAAAUUGGAGUGUAAAUAUUUUUUUUACAUAUUUCAGGUUUCUUAUUUGAAAGUGUGCGUUACCGUUCACCUGUUAAAUAUGAAGUAGAAGAUUAAAUUGGUUGAAAGUGUUAAUGAAGGAUUUGUAUGCUUGCUAUGUGUGUUAAUCAGGAAAAGCAAGCCUCCCAAGAUUUAUCUUGAGAACACUAGAUAUGCUGUGGCUGGAAUACUAUUGCUGCUAGAAGCGAAGCAAAGGAAUAGCACCUAUUAUGGAGUGGAUUUGGCCGCUAUUGGGCAUUCAGGUCAAGUGUGGAUAUGAGUAAAAGUGCUUUUCAUAACUGUGCAUUAUUAUGAAAAAAAAACAUCAAAACUGCUGUAGUUUCCCAUUUCUACUGUAUUUCACUUGCAACCUAUUUUUAAUAAACUUUGUAUUGUAUUUAACUUUGCACUGUA
Molecule: messenger RNA, 8042 nt
Organism: Heteronotia binoei (common prickly gecko)
Lineage: Eukaryota; Metazoa; Chordata; Lepidosauria; Squamata; Gekkonidae
Gene: AFDN
Product: afadin, adherens junction formation factor
Exons: 34
Coding region: 559-6072 (1837 amino acids)
Biological process (GO): regulation of protein localization; signal transduction
Cellular component (GO): adherens junction
Molecular function (GO): cell adhesion molecule binding
Source: RefSeq, a predicted model, not a curated record